Molecule: messenger RNA, 2637 nt
Organism: Bufo gargarizans (Asiatic toad)
Lineage: Eukaryota; Metazoa; Chordata; Amphibia; Anura; Bufonidae
Product: tumor necrosis factor receptor superfamily member 6-like
Exons: 10
Coding region: 105-1070 (321 amino acids)
Biological process (GO): activation-induced cell death of T cells; immune response; regulation of stress-activated MAPK cascade
Cellular component (GO): membrane raft; external side of plasma membrane; CD95 death-inducing signaling complex
Molecular function (GO): tumor necrosis factor receptor activity; protein binding
Source: RefSeq, a predicted model, not a curated record
AGUAAAGAUACCUAUAAACCCAAGUCCUUACCAGAAGUCCCACUUCUGACUCCCCCUUCGGCCCGCCCUGUUACUGCUAUUACUUUCACUUUCAUCAUACCAUCAUGAAGUUUGGAAGUGAAGUUCUGCUGCUGGCUAUUCUAUUAAGUGUUGUGUUAGCUGAUAAUUAUUACCACAAUACUACAGACGGACAUGAAAAUCAAAAAGCUUCCAAUUCCACUUUACACAAGGUCUGGAAGAGAGAAAAGCCCUGUCUGGGAGAUGAAUACUACACAGGCACUCACUGCUGUAAAUACUGCAAUGCAGGAAAAUAUGCAGAGUCGGACUGCACUGAGGAACAUGGGUAUCCAACAUGCCAGGAUUGCACAGAAGGGAGGGAUUACAUGGAUGAAAAGAAUAGCUUAACUAUGUGCCAUAAGUGCUUGCAAUGUGACCCUCAACUAGGUCAGAGAGAGGAACAACCUUGUACUGUGCUCCACAAUACUGUGUGCAAAUGCAGUGAACACUUCUUCUGUGCUGAAAAUGAAACGGCUAAAUCUGCCAGCUGCACAAAGUGCCAGCACUGCACCCCGUGUGACUAUGGUUAUGCUGAAAUAUGUACAGACACCAAAGAUGCAAUUUGCAAGUCUGAAAGAAACCACUAUGCGUUAAUAGCUGCAUUGGUUGUGGUUUUAAUACUAUUCUUUUGUUGUAUGUGCUAUGAGUGCUGGUGUAAGCAUAAUGAUCCACCUCCACAGACUCCUAUACUUACAGUUCCAGAGGAACUUGAAGUUGAAGAUAUUGACUUGACUGAGCUUCUCCCGGCCUUCUCGGACGCCAUGCAUUAUUCAACUAAUGUUAGGCUCGUACGCGAAAUGGGAUUACUGGAUCCAAGGAUUGAAGCCAUUCAAUUAGAAUACCAUCAGGUUAAUGAACAAAAAUAUCAGCUGCUGAAGGCAUGGUAUGAACAACAUGGGAUCAAUGGAGCAUUUCAGAAGCUUAUCCGAACACUUGAGAAGAUACAAAAAAGAUUGAUUGCCGAAAAGCUAAUUCAAAUCGCUAGAAGCCACAGGCAGCAAACUCAGGGUUAAUUGUGUAUGUCUGUUUAUUAUCCUCAGGGAGCAUUUUGUUAAUGAAACUCACUAAGGUUAGUGUCAAACCUCUUUACAUUUCUCAUGGUUCUGUUAGUCUAAAGGUCCCUCCAUCCACAUUAGAGAAUUUUUGGCCAAGUGGGAUUGGCCGACAAUUCUAAUUUGUAUGGAGGGGCUCUUGACUCUCUCCCAAAAGAUGAUGUCGGGGUAGAAAAGGUUAGUGUAACUUGAAAUUGAACACCCAAUCUUUUGUUGACUUGGGAGAUAAGUUCCUGCCAUAGGUGUAUAGAUAUGGGGCAGUCGGAAGAGAUAUGUAGCUGUCGGCUAUUAAAGGUGCACGGGUGAUGUGAUUUCUGCUUGUGAUAUCCCUACUGUAUUUGCCUUGGACAGAGGUGGCCUCCUAUGAACAGGGUAUGGCCUGGAGAAGAAAACACUUAGAUAUUAGAAAAUAGUAAAACGGAAAUGGUUCUCUAAACAUAACGGUCCGUGCGAUCUGCUGAUCGCUAUGGGGGGAAUUUAUCCUGAGGGUAAUGAAUUCAGUUUAGUUUGAGUCUGCGUUGGCCUACUUUGUGCCAAAUUUUUCAAAACCUAACACUUUCAUCUAAAAAUGGUACUCUAGUUUUUCCAUGUUACCCCCACUGGAGUGUGUUUGCAACUUUUUUCCGACUUCCGCAGUGAUAAAUCUGGAGUGAAACUCGGAAACUCGUUACCAUAACUAAAAACACUUGCUUUCACAACAUUUUUUUGAGCAAGUCACCCAACAACAGUUGUAAAUGCAUAAUUUGCUACUUUUUGAAGCUAGAAUUUUCGGAGUACAGGGAGUGAUAAAUUCCCCCUAUGUGUCCUGCCUUUGGACAAUCCAGCACUCUAGAAAAUGAUGAGUUUGUGCUAAUACACAGGAGCUAAUCUGGAUGAGCAGAGCUACAGUAGGGGGAGGCAUAAAGCAACAGCCCGAGCCGCUGAUAAGACAGGGAGUUGACUUCAGACUACCUCAGUCUCCUGCAGCCAAUGGGAGAAACACAGCAAGCCUCCAAUAAUUAAGAAAAUACAGUAUAUACCAGAUAUUUAUUAACCAUACUCAGAGACUUAAAUAAAAGUUUUAUCUUACAAUAUAAAAAACUGAUUUGUACACUUUGGAUUACAGCUCAUGGUAUAUGUCAUUUAAGGGAGUCUGUGGCCAUAAAAAAAAACGGCCUUUACCUACUAUUAUGUGUGAGCAGCUGAAGAAACCCAGAUUCCAACAAUGUAAUUACCGUAUUAUCUCCAAACUCACUUUCACACCUCCACAGUAAACCUACAAAUAGCCCUUGAACUCUGUGCUAAUGAAGCACCUAGGAGUAUUUAUCUGAGCUUAGGAGUCGGAUAGAUUACAGUGCAUAGCAAGCCCCUGCUGCAGGAGAAAUAUACCCCACUGAUGCCCAUAUGCCCUAACUGAGCUAAACCAUGUGACUGGGUCCACAGCAUCCUAUAUACAUAAAGUGCCAUGUGUGUCAUAUGAAAGUGCAUGUUUACAAUGCUAGCAUUAUAUGAUGUAUGAUGUAAAUAAACACAUCUUCAAAUGGUCAAA